UAUUUCAAUGAACGUAAGCACAAAUACCAGAAAACAAAAAUAAUAUUGUGAUAAUAUAAACAAUAUAUUAGACAAGAAAGAACAAAAAUUACAAUCAAGAAAUGUUAGUGAUACAGCAAAUGUUAUGAAUUUUAGUACUGAUGACAAUUAUAUAAAUAUUAGUCAUAGUGAAAAUGAGGUGAACAUCAGUGGUGACGAAGAAAAUCUUUCUGUUGAUAAUACUAACUACGACAUUGAACGAUUUUUUGGAGCGAUCGAUUUAGAUGACAACAUGAAUGAAGAAGAUGACGAUGAUGAGAGCAAUAACGAUGAUGAUAGUGCUGAGGAAGAUGACAAUGAUAUUGAAACAGGAAAUGAAACAUUAUAUCAAGGCGGAACAUUAACUCUUGGUGAUGCAUAUAAAGCUAUAAAAAGUUUUAUUAUUAAGUCUAAUUUAGCUUUUACGUAUGUAUUAUGUUUAAUAUCUUUGUUAUUAUAUCUUUUACCAUCUGGACAUAAUCUUACACGAUUAGGAAUUGUACAUUCAUUAAGAAAAAGAGAAUUUUUUUUAUACGAAACAAAAUGUGUACGUUGCUAUCAACAGGUUGAUCCAUCAGUAGGUAAUUGUACAACUGGGUGUUUAUUUUAUGGUAAAUCUCGGACAACAGAUGGUAUAACUGAAUUGUGUUAUGGAAAUUUAGUUGAACGUAUUAAAUGUAUAACGAAACGUAGUCUAUCAUUAAUACUUGAUUAUCCUAAACAUGCGCAUGUACUAUUACCAAACGAUGUCAUUAAUGGUUCAGUUUAUAAACAAUUACAUGCUAAUAUUAAAUGUAAUCAACUAACUUUGAUGUUACAUGCUGAUGGUAUGAGUAUAGUAACAAUGAAAUCAAAGAAAUUUUAUGUUAUUACCGGAACAAUCAUUGAAAUACCACCUCCAUCAUCUAUUUUAUUUGCACAUUUAGUACAUGAAUUAAAACUACUGUUAGCUAGUGAUUAUAUAUUUGUUAUUAAUAAUUUUAAAUUUCAAUUAUUUAAAGCUGAUUUACCAUGUCGAUCAUUAUGUAUCUUUAUAAAGCAGCAUAAUGGAUAUUAUGCAUGUUCUCGCUGUUUACAGCGUGGAAACAUAUUAGCCAAUGGUAGUAAUAAUGUUUAUUAUCCAUAUGUUACAACAAGUCCAUCAUCACCGCGAACACAUCAGCAAUAUGUGAUUGCAUCAAAUCAAGCUGAAUUAAAUAAUGGUCAAUUAUCUGUUGAAGGUAUACUUGGUGCAAGUCCAUUGUUAUCAAUAUUUUUUGAUGUACAAGCAAAUGUUCCAUUUGAUUACAUGCACCUAUGUUGCAGGCAAAUAAAGUUGGAAUUUUUAUCCAAAAAGUAUUUAUAA
Molecule: messenger RNA, 1363 nt
Organism: Didymodactylos carnosus
Lineage: Eukaryota; Metazoa; Rotifera; Eurotatoria; Philodinida; Philodinidae
Source: the annotation of a GenBank genome assembly